AUGAGGUUAACAAAUCUCUUCGGCCUCCUCGCCGCUUCCACAAGUCUCGUCGCUGCUGUCGACCUGACCGGCUAUGAGUUCAUCGUCGUCGGUUCCGGCGCCGGCGGCGGAGUCUUGGCUGCCCGUCUCGCCCUCGCCGGCCGCAAAACCCUUCUCAUCGAAGCCGGCGAUGACCAGGGAGCCAACGAGAACUACACCGUCCCAGCCUACCAAGCAAAGUCCACCGAAGACGACGCCAUGGCAUGGGACUUCUUCGUCCGCCACUAUGCCGACGAAGCAAGGCAAGCUCGCGACUUCAAGACCACAUACGAGACACCAGGUGGCGGCGAGUACACCGGCCUCAACCCGCCCUCCGGCUCCAAGAUGAAGGGAACUCUGUACCCUCGCUCUGGCACUCUCGGAGGCUGCACCGCCCAUGAUGCACUCAUUGCUGUCUACCCUCACCGCUCCGACUUUGACUACAUCGCCAGCCUCACCGGUGAUUCGUCCUGGUCAGCAGACAACAUGCGAAACUAUUUCAUCCGGAUGGAAAACAACCGCUACCUUCUCCCCGGUGUUCCUGGCCAUGGAUACAAUGGCUGGUACAGCACCGAGACUGCCCCUCUCAACCUCGCCCUUCUCGACCCUCAGCUCUUGAGCCUUGUCACCGGAGGCGCAUUCGCCCUCGGAAACGAGACAAAUUUAGUCUUCAACAUCGCCACCCUGCUCGCUGGCGACGGUAACAACGUGGCCGCCAGCCGCGACACGACGCCUGGCUUUUACCAGAUCCCGAUCUCCUCCAACGACGCCCACCGUGUCGGUUCCCGCGAGUUCAUCGUCGCCGUCCGUGACGCAAAGACUAUCACCGGCGCGAAGCGAUACCCCCUCGACGUCCGCACUAGCUGUCACGUCACCAAAGUCCUCUUCGACAACUCCUCUCCACCUAAGGCUACCGGUGUAGAGUUCCUCGACGGAAAAUACCUGUACCGCGCAAGCCCCCGCUCCCGCAAUGCCGGCGCCGGCACCCGCGGCACAGCAACCGCCUCCCGCGAGGUCAUCAUUGCCGGCGGCGCCUACAACUCCCCGCAGAUCCUUAAGCUUAGUGGCAUCGGCCCGGCCGCCGAGCUGCGCAAGUUCAACAUCCCCAUCGUUAAAGACCUCCCCGGCGUCGGCACGAACCUGCAAGACCACUACGAAAUCGCCGUCCAGGGUCGCACGCCCGCCGACUUUAGCGCUCUUAACGGUUGCACCUUCGGCUUCAACGGGCAAUCCGACCCGUGCCUCGCGCGCUGGAACACCCCUAUCCUCGGCGACCGCGGCAUCUACGAGUCCUCGGGCUUUGCGGCGACAAUGUUCUACAAGAGCAGCACCACCGAGCGUAACGAGUGGGACGUGUUCGCGUUCGGCGGACCCGUCAACUUUAGGGGCUACUUCCCCGGCUACAGCGUCAACGCGACCAUUGAGCACGACUGGUUCACCUGGGCGAUUCUCAAGUCGCACCCGCGCAACACGGCCGGCUCGGUGACGCUGCGCACGGCUGACCCGCUCGACGUGCCGGAUAUUCUCUACAACUACUUUGAUACCGGCUCCGGCAACGCCGAGGCUGAUUUACAGGCCAUGACGGAGACCGUGAAGCUUACUCGCGACGCGUUCAAGCGGCAGUUGGUGCCCAUCAAGGAGGAGUUGCCUGGCGCAGGCGUCCAGGGUGACGCGGCUGUGAAGCAGUAUAUCAAGGAUACGGCGUGGGGUCACCAUGCUUCGUCGACGUGCCCUAUCGGCGCCGAUAAUGAUCCGAUGGCUGUGCUCGACUCCAGCUUCAGGGUGCGUGGGGUUAAUGGCUUGAGAGUUGUUGACGCCUCGGUGUACCCGAGGAUUCCUGGCACGUUUACUGCCGUGUCUACGUACAUGGUCGGUGAGAAGGCUGCCGAUGUGAUCUUGAGCCAGAAUCAGUCUUGA
Molecule: messenger RNA, 1935 nt
Organism: Colletotrichum tamarilloi
Lineage: Eukaryota; Fungi; Ascomycota; Sordariomycetes; Glomerellales; Glomerellaceae
Product: GMC oxidoreductase
Exons: 1
Coding region: 1-1935 (644 amino acids)
Molecular function (GO): oxidoreductase activity, acting on CH-OH group of donors; flavin adenine dinucleotide binding
Source: RefSeq, a predicted model, not a curated record